AUGUCAAUAAAUGAGACUCUUGGGAUGUCUUUGACUACAGAAAUAGCAAAAGCUCUACCUCUCCGCGAAGAACUCGCUGACAAAAUAUACCAGGUGUUCCAUUACGUGAUAAUUCCCUGUACCAGCUUUGUCGGAAUUGUGGGGAAUGUGACCAGCAUUGUGCUACUGACUCGAAAGGGAUUCAAGAAGUGCUCAAGUAUACUUCUCCUAGCUUUGGCUGUUUCCGAUAUUUUAUUUCUGAUAGGCAUAAACAACGUACCUAAAUAUCUAUAUGUUUUGUAUAUUCCCCAAGGAUUCAGAUUUACAACAGCUGUUAAUUAUGUCUGUUAUAUUUCGCAUAUGGCCUUUUCUUGGGCUCGAACUAUUGGCCUUCACUGUGCAAUGGUGAUUCCUGUUAUUAUAACAGUAGAACGGAUUUUAGCCAUUCGUUUUCCACUUACAUUCCAUUUUAUUUUAACACCACGACGCGCGGUGAUUAUCAUUUCUUGUCUGUUCCUUCUCAACGGAGCGUACUGUAUUUAUAGCUACGUGGUGUGUAUGAAGUUUAAGCAAGUUGUCGUACAAGGAAUUACUAUUGGAUUUAUUCUACGCACCGAUGCCUAUUUCCAUGAUCUAACUAGUGGACUCUAUGAGACCAUUGACAGUAUAGUAAAUUACACAACAGGAAUAAUACCAAUUAGUAUUGUCACCGUAGGUUCUGUAGUUAUUGGAGUUCAAAUCGCCAUUCUUACACAGCGACGACAGAAAAUGACAGCAAAUCAAGUUAAGAAAUCAGCAGAUAAACAACAGCCUAUAUCAAAAACGACAAAAACGUUGCUGAAUAUUUGUAUCCUGUACAGUGUCUGUAGUGGGUUUGCAUUUGCUAUAGCGUACAUUACACAAGACAGUCAACUGGGGCAGGAUAUUCAGCUGAAUAAAGUCUUGGUGUCUUUUCACAACCUAUUGACUUGUGUAAAUUGUGUUGGAGACUUCGUUAUUUACGUCGGUGCCAACUCUGUUUACAAGAAAUCAUGGGGGAAAUGUACAACACGUAAACAGACUUAA
Molecule: messenger RNA, 1044 nt
Organism: Candidula unifasciata
Lineage: Eukaryota; Metazoa; Mollusca; Gastropoda; Stylommatophora; Geomitridae
Source: the annotation of a GenBank genome assembly